This is a messenger RNA of Camelina sativa (false flax), 354 nucleotides long. The record is from RefSeq and is a predicted model, not a curated record. Lineage: Eukaryota; Viridiplantae; Streptophyta; Magnoliopsida; Brassicales; Brassicaceae.
CAAAGUUUCGAUGAAGUCAAAGAGAGAUGUAAGACAGCUGAACUAGAAGCUAAACGUGCUAUCGAACUGGCGGAUAAAGCACGAGCUGAUGCUGUCACUUCCCAAAAGGAGAAAAGUGAGACUCAGAGGUUGGCGAUGGAGAGACUUGCUCAGAUCGAACGAGCUGAGAGGCAAGUUGAAAACUUGGAGAGACAGAAGACUGACUUGGAGGAUGAACUGCGCAAACUUCGUUUGUCUGAAAUGGAGGCGGUCUCCAAAGUUACAGUCUUAGAAGCAAGAGUUGAAGAACGAGAGAAAGAAAUCGGAUCAUUAUUAAAGGAAACCAAUGAACAGAGGGCUCAUAACGUGAAGUCA